AUGAAACGCCAGCUCAUUCCCGAGGCGUUCGUCAACCAAAAAGAAACCAUCGACAAAACCUUGAUCGAGGCCCAUAACCAGCCUUCUUCCUACUACACCAGACGCAACCGAAGACAGGGUAACAACAACAACAACAAUGUCAACGGCGGCGUCUACGGCAUGAACCAAAAUGUCAACAAUAUGAACAACAUGAGCAACAUGGGCGUCAGAAUGUGGAACCAAAUGCCCCAGGGCAACGCUGCCUCGGUGCCCCUUGGGGCGUCGUCGUCGAUGAACAUGGGCAUGGACGUGUACGGGUUCCGUGGAGGUCAGAGUCAAAGUCAGGGUGCAGUUCCCAGUCAAGGCGGUCUUCAGAACAACGUUGGUGUUGGCGCUGGAGGCUUCAUCCAUGUGCCACAGAUCUUCGACGACCAGCCGGUGCUGAAGCCGCUGGCGCUGCUGGUGCUGCUGAACAACUCGGACGGCAGCCCCGUGGACCCGCUUUUGGGCACGAAGACGAUUAGCCCGGUGACGGGAUCGCUCUUGCCGGGGCAAAACACCGCAGGCAGCAACCAUAGCGGCGGGAGCAUCAGCACUGGGAACGUUGUAGGCGGUGGCCUCUCGACAUUUGAUCCUUUUGAAAAAGACCACUUGAAGGACCCCUUGUGGCUGUUUAAUUCAUCUAAUAACUUUUUGGGCGGCAACUUUGCUCCGUCAAGUAACAUUUGGGGCGACAACAGUAAGACUGAUGCCGCUGUUUGGGGAUAG
Messenger RNA from Candidozyma auris, 747 nucleotides. RefSeq lists its product as uncharacterized. Bases 1 to 747 code for a protein of 248 amino acids. The transcript has a single exon. NCBI's taxonomy places the organism in Eukaryota, Fungi, Ascomycota, Pichiomycetes, Serinales, Metschnikowiaceae. The record is from RefSeq and is a predicted model, not a curated record.